Messenger RNA from Iphiclides podalirius (scarce swallowtail), 816 nucleotides. Lineage: Eukaryota; Metazoa; Arthropoda; Insecta; Lepidoptera; Papilionidae. The record is from the annotation of a GenBank genome assembly.
AUGUUAUUUUUCGUUAUAUUGUUUUUGUUCAAUAGCCGCCCAGCUUUUCAAUGCCAAUUUACGCCUGAGAUCAUUCCGUAUAUUCCUACAAUCUAUGGGAUUACCCCAACGUACGCUAGACUCGCUCAAAAGGCAGAUCUCACAAGGUUAUCACAAACUUUGAUGCUAGUGAAGAAUUUUCAUUGGAUAGUCAUUGAGGACUCUGAAACAAAAACCAAAUUGGUGGAGAACCUUCUCAAAGAGUCCUUGCUUAAAUAUACUCACCUUAAUGUUAAAACUCACAAAUUGAAACAUUCUACGGCAAGUGGUGUUGAACAAAGAAAUGUGGCUUUGAACUGGCUCCGUGAACAUUUACUGGAAAUUCAUGACAAGAGAGGAGUGGUGUAUUUUAUGGAUGAUGAUAACACUUACUCCUUGAAGGUUUUUGAUGAGAUGCGGAAGAUAAAGAAAGUUGGGGUAUGGCCGGUGGGCAUUGUUGGAGGAAUGAGGGUAGAAAUGCCACUGGUGACAGAUGGGAAGGUGUCCGGAUUUAACGCCGUGUGGAAGCCGUACAGGCCUUUUCCAAUCGACAUGGCUGGCUUCGCUAUAAACGCGACCCUAUUUAUAGACCAUCCCGAAGCGAAGUUCUCUAGGAAAGUGCAGUCCGGUUUUCAGGAGAGCGAAAUAUUGAAAUAUGUGACGACGAAGGAAGAACUAGAACCGCUGGCGGAAAAUUGCACCAAGGUCCUCGUGUGGCACACCCGCACCCAAACUCCGUCGAUCCUGAACCCGAAGAAGUUGAAGCACCCGCCAUUGCCCGACGGCCAUAUUGAGGUG